Xyrauchen texanus (razorback sucker) is the source of this 3821-nucleotide messenger RNA. RefSeq names its product CD81 antigen-like. Gene Ontology annotation, cellular component: membrane. The record is from RefSeq and is a predicted model, not a curated record. The transcript is spliced from 8 exons. The coding region runs from base 263 to 907 and encodes 214 amino acids. Lineage: Eukaryota; Metazoa; Chordata; Actinopteri; Cypriniformes; Catostomidae.
GCACAGAGGCAGUACAGCAGCCUGGGAAAAACGCGGGUAAAAACAAUGAACUUGCCCAUCGUUCCUUCUGGACCAAUGGGCGGUGCUGAUCUGUGAUCGCUCACUCGGCAAACUGCACAAGCAAACAGCGCUGUUGUUAGCGGUCCGUCUGCGAAAUCUGCUCGAAUAUUAUUUACUGACCUACAUCUCAGAGAAAGGCCCGCAAAUUUACUUAAACAUUUUAGUCGAAACUGCGAACGCGCGGAACGAAACAACAGGCAGGAUGGGCAAAGUUCAAGGGGGCAUGAAAUGCGUGAAAUACCUGCUUUUUGUCUUCAACUUCAUAUUCUGGUUGUCAGGAUCACUUGUGUUGGCGGUGGGAUUAUGGCUGAGGUUUGACCCAGACACGACCUCCCUCCUUGGCGAAAAUGAUGCGCCUGAAAACUUCUUCAUUGUUGUGUACAUCUUGAUCGGAGCUGGAGGUGUCAUGAUGUUGGUGGGGUUCUUGGGCUGUUUUGGGGCCGUGAGGGAGUCACAAUGUCUUCUGGGAUCGUUCUUCGCUUGUCUUCUGGUGAUAUUUGGCGCAGAGAUUGCUGCUGGAGUCUUUGGCUUUUGGAACAAAGAUAAGAUCAUUAAAGAUGUCCAAAACUAUUAUGAGUCCAUUAUGGAAAAUGAGAACACUACUAUUGUUACCUCCGUGUAUCACAAUGUGCUUGAGUGUUGUGGGACUGAGUCCACUCGCCCCCCUUCAUUGUGCACUGUUAACAGAUAUGACAAGGAUUGUGUCAAAGCUAUAGAUGAUUUCUUCAAAGAAAAACUCCUCAUCAUUGGAUAUGUUGGCAUUGGCAUCGCAGGUGUUAUGAUAAUUGGCAUGGUCUUCAGCAUGGUCCUGUGCUGUGCUAUUCGGAACAGCAGAGAAGUUAUUUAGGUUCCUCACGGAUCCCCCUCAUGGACCUCAUCAGACCAGCACAUGCAGGGUUGGGUACAGGGAGAAGAGACUCCCAUAAGGCAUUGUGGGUCUUGUGAUACUAUUUUGUGAACAGCAUUCUGUAUCUGAUUCUUCCUCUGUUUUAUUUUCAUUGUGUUUGAAGAUGGCCUCCACUGCAUGGACCAUUACUGCUACUGUAACCACAUUAACUUGUACAUUUAUUAUGUCUUAAAUUCUUUUUUACUGAAUCCUUGAUAUGAUCAAAUGGGAAAUUUCAGGCAAUGUAAAUCCCUUUUUUUAAACUUGAACACCAUAAAUAUAGAGUUCUUGUGUCGUCUCUGCUUGCUUCCACCGCUUAAAGGGAUAGUUCAGUCAAAAAAUGAAAAUUAUCAUGUCGUUACAAACCCAUAUGACUUCCUUACAUCCGUGGAACACAAAAGGAGAAGUUAGGCAGAAUGUUAGCCUCAGUCACCAUCCACUUUCAUUGCAUCUUUUUUCCACACAACGAAAGUGAAUGUUGACUGCGCAUGAUACUCUGCCUAACUUCCACAGAAGAGUGUCUAAAGGGUUUGAACAACAUGAGGGUGAGUAAAUGAGUUUGAGAUGUAAUAGUUACCUACUGAUGUAAAUAAGCUUUCUGAUGCCUUUCAUUGAUCAAUUGCUUUAAAUGUUAUUUAUUGUGUGAAUUAGACCAGAUUUUCUGAGGUAAUCUAGAGUUUUUAGAUUAUGGGUCACAUUGAUUACAUUUUUAUUCUGUUUUGCAUGUCAUGUUGGUUAUUAAUGUUUGUCAGAAGUCUUUGAUUUGCCAUAUCAUAUGAAUACUGGCCAUGAUUUCAGUAUCUUAAAUGAGUGUAACUAACCAAAACCAUUGACAAACACACUCAUAGACCAAUCGUGUCACCCUUAAAGUCAAUAUGAAUUCCAAAUGGACUCCAUUUACUUUCUUAAUACAUGUUUCUGGCCGUAUUGUGCAUUAUAUAUUAGUGCACAGUAGUUAAGAAAAAAAAAUAAAAUAAAAUUGUCAUCAUAAACUUUGAAAUGUGAUAACUUGCUCUGCAUUUCAAAUUACUUUUUUAGGCUAGUGUUACCAAGACCACAUUAACUAUAUUGGUUGAUGUUAACCAACUGCCAAAUAGCUAUUUAGAUGUUGUUUUAAGCUAUGUAUUGCAAUAGUUAACAUGGUCAUUUACAGUUUGUCUCAAUAGCUUUGUAUCUUUUUUAAACAGUCUUAACAUUCUCUAAGCUGUAAGUGCAAUUAUCACAACUGUUUUAUUGGAUAUCUCAAUUCUAUUGCAUGUCUGCAAAAUGUAGUAACUCACCCAAAACAUUUAAUUCAUGCUUCAAAACCUAGUUAUUGGAUCAGUAAACUGGCCAAAGCCACCGAAAUGAAAUUAUUUUGUCAUUGUCAAAUGUUAACAGAAAAUUCACAUUUGUAUGUCCACAUUUCUUACAUGUAAAGUCAUAUAUAGGAGACCUAGUGAGACUUAGUUGGGAAAACUACGGUUGCUGUUGGAAGAGGUAUUAGGGAGGCCAGCCCCCCUGUGGUCUGUGUGGGUCCUAAUGCCCCAGAAUAGUGAUAGGGACACUAUACUGUAAAAAGGCUUCUUUUUGAUGAGACGUUAAACUUAGGUCCUGACUGUCUGUGGUCAUUACAAAUCCCAAUUUCCCCCAUAGGCCCUUAUCAAUCAUGGCCUCCUAAUAAUCUCCAUCCAUUAAUUGGCUGUAUCACUCUACUCUCUCCUCUCCACAAAUAGCUGGUGUGUGGUGAGCGUAUUGGCUAUGGCUGCUGUCGUAUCAUUCAGGUGGAUGCUGCACACUGGUGGUGGUUGAAGAGAGUCCCCAUAUACUAUGUAAAGCUCUUUGAGUGCCUAGAAAAGUGCUAUAUAAAUGUAAUGAAUUAUUAUUUUAGUGAACAGACAAUUGGCACAAAAUGCCAUCAUGCAAAAACAACAACAAAAAACCCUGCAACAAUGAAAAACCCUGCAGUAUUUAUGUAAAAAAACAAUAAAUACUACCUCCUCAAAAUACGGAACACUACAAGUUCCCAUCUUCUUGGUGGACAUCCUGUCGCUCUUGUUGGUCUGGCCAGAGAUUCAGCUGACAUCACAAACAUUUGAUGUCAUAGAUAUUUAUGGAAUAUACAUGUACUAUUUGUCUGACAGAUUUUGAUAAUUGAAUGGAUAAUUUUGCAUGUGAUGGCUCACAUAAUGAAAGAAUGUUUAGAAGUUGUGAAGAAUGACAAUUUCACUGAGAACCAACUCAUCAGUUUUGAUCAGCAAGCCAUGUGCAUUUAGAUAUUGUGCAAAUUAUAGACAAUUGUACUUACUCUUUUGCACACAUGUGUCAAUACACAGGCAAUUUUAUUAAAUGAAUAAGAAAUUCAAAUCUGGUGUGAACAAGAAGCUAAUUGUUUAGAGAUUUGAACUUACUGUUUUGAAAAAAAUAAUUCUCAUUCAAGAACUGAAACAAAGCGAUAGAGAAAAAACUGUAAUACCUGUUAAUGUACAUUACAGCAAUAAUAGCAGGUGAUCCCAUGAAUUCUCAACAGAUAAAAUAAUGUUCUUGAACAGCAUUUUUGUUUAGUAUUGUUUCACUUGGAAAUACAUUACAUUGUUGUGUAUGCAUUUCAUGUUGGCUUUGAAGUGUCACGUGUUUAACAACGGAGCACUCUUAUUUUCUUUUAGUAGCAUAACCAAGUAACGUAUCAGAAAAUAAGCCUUCAACUAAGAGUACUUGCCCCUUUCUGGACUUUGGGUUUGAUAGAUAUGUGCCUUUCUAAUAAAUAAAGCCCCACAGUAAUGUUUGCAAUUACAAUAAUGUGCACCAUCAGGUUUGUAGUUGCUUUUAGCUUCAGGUAGUUAUUCUUCAACUUGACUUUUUUUUUUAUUGUAUUUUAUAGCAUUUUGUUGCAUGU